Quercus lobata is the source of this 1533-nucleotide messenger RNA. RefSeq lists its product as uncharacterized. The record is from RefSeq and is a predicted model, not a curated record. Bases 1 to 1533 code for a protein of 510 amino acids. Gene Ontology annotation, cellular component: membrane. Gene Ontology annotation, molecular function: protein binding. The transcript is spliced from 4 exons. NCBI's taxonomy places the organism in Eukaryota, Viridiplantae, Streptophyta, Magnoliopsida, Fagales, Fagaceae.
AUGCCAAACAUUCAAAGAGAAAUUAAUAAGAAAAGAGAAACCACUCUACAUAUUGCUGCUGCAGCAAACCAAGAAAACUUUGUGAAGAAUUUAGUGAACGUAAUGAGUAGCGAUGACCUAAAAGCUGUAAACAUUGUUGGGAACACUGCCUUGACCUACGCUGCUGCAACUGGAAAUGUGAAUAUUGCUAAGGUAAUGCUGGACAAAAAUCAAGAUUUGGAAAAACUAUGUAGUGGUGUGAGACCACUCUUUAUGGCUGCUGUGUUACGACACAGCCAGAUGGUGCAGUUUCUUUAUUCUUGGAGAAAGGUUUCCCAAUGGUGUGGAAAUGAACAGCUUGAACUAUUUAUCACUUGUGUUAAGGGAGACUUAUACGGAGUAGCCUUAGACAUGCUGAAGGCUAAUCCUAAUUUUGCUACUGCUAAAAACGAAGAUGGAGAGAUUGCAUUGCAUGUGUUAGCUCACAAUCCUUCGGCAUUUGUUAGUGGAAGUCAACUAGGGUUAUUAAGGAGACACCUUGAUAUUCCAUGGUUGAAAUUAAAACGCGAAAACUCAAAGCAAUCUCAAGCCCAUGAACUGUUUAAUCUAUGUCUUGACGCUUACGUCGUUGAUGUUGAGAAUAUAAAUGAAAUCCCAGAGAUUUCACAAGUUCUAUUUGUUGCAGCAGAAGUAGGCAACGUUGAGUUCUUGGUCAAGCUUAUUCGUUUUGACUUUGACCUAUUAUGGAAAAUAGAUAACGAAAGAAGCAUAUUUCACAUUGCUGUUGAGCAGCGCCAUGAAAGCAUCUUCAAUUUACUGAUAGGCUCAAUUAGAGAUAUUAUAGUAGAUGGAAUAAAUGAAGAUGGGAACAACAUAUUGCAUUUAGCUGCAGAAUUGGCACCUCAAGAGAAGCUAAAUGCUAUAUCAGGAGCAGCUCUUCAAAUGCAGCGAGAAUUAUUAUGGUUCAAGGAGGUUGAAAAGAUUGUAAAACCUUCGUACAAAGAAAUGAAAAAUGAAAAAGGGGAAACACCGUAUGUGUUAUUUGCGAUGGAACACGAGGAUUUAAGGAAGGAAGGAGAGAAGUGGAUGAUGAACACAGCUAAGUCAUCUAUGGUGGUUGCAACACUAAUUAGCUCCAUAAUGUUUAGUGGCCUACCAACUGAUGGAUUGAGUCAUAACUCUAAGAAAUACAAUCUUGAGUUGGCCUAUUCAGUUUCAAGUGCUACAGCAUUGUUUUGCUCGUCAACAUCCCUGAUAAUGUUCUUGUGCAUCCUUACCUCGCGUUAUUCAUACGAUGACUUUCUUGUAUCUUUACCAAUUAAGUUGAUGACUGGAGUCACUACACUUUUCAUCUCAAUUGCUGCCAUGAUGGUCGCGUUUUCUGCAUCCUUUUGUUUGAUUAAUCAUGAUCAUCAGGGAUUCCCGUUUAUUGCUUUUCUGUUUGGGUUAUUUGCAUUUGUGCCAAUCUUAUAUGUGUUUCUGAAGUACCGCCAAUUUGUUGACAUAAUUCAAUCUACCUGCUGUCGGUUUCAGCCACGUCAGCGUCUACUUUAA